This is a messenger RNA of Rattus norvegicus (Norway rat), 8991 nucleotides long. The record is from RefSeq and is a predicted model, not a curated record. NCBI's taxonomy places the organism in Eukaryota, Metazoa, Chordata, Mammalia, Rodentia, Muridae.
AGUUUUCCCCAACUCCCAGGCAAGACAAGUGCAGAUGUGGAGAGGCUUGAAUUUGUGAGCCCGCAGGAGGGGAGUUAGGUGGUGCUUGCCCUUUGCAGAAGUCAGGCAACCAGUUUUGGUCACUGCGGAAGGGUUUCGGGGAGUGUGGGCUCUGAGGAGGCCUGUGGGGCAGGCCUGGGCACAGGCAGAGUUAGUUAGACUUUGGCGAUGAGCCUGGGCAGCCUGAGAUGUGGGGAGUAGGGAGGAGAUACUGGCAGUGCAAGUUAGGGACGUGAGGCUUGGCUCCAAAUAAGCUCUAGUCUGAUCGUUAAUAAAACUGGGCCAGUUCCUUGCCUUUCGAGGAGCCAAGGGGCUUUGAAAGCGGCAUGUGAGUUCCAUGUUACCCCUCCUGACUGGAUCUCCUUGGCAGUGGAAUGGGGGCUCAUUCACCAUGUAUGGAACACCUGCUCUACGUUGGGUCUGCCGGUUGCUGGGGCCUUCUAAUUAAAAGCCCUUCAAAGGGCUCUUGUCUAGAGUGGGAGGAUGGAACUGAAGUAAAUGGUCUUAGGGCCCACCUCAGGCCAGGUACACACCACUACAUUUACUGGUCAGAGCAGUCCUUCCUGCCCUCCCACCAAUGGGAAAUCUGAGGCUCAGAGCCCAAGGAAGAGCAGGAAAGAUAGGUGACUCCUGCUCAGGUCAUGCCCUUAUCUGCUGAUCCAGCCGGCCCUGCCAGGUGACCAUGUCUGUCCUCGGCCCAGUUCUUCUCCAGGUGUUCUGGGCUGGCUGUGUCCUCACCCUGCAGUUCCCUGUACCAGCUGCUUUCACUGCCAAUGGCACACAUCUACAACACUUGGCGAGAGACCCCACCACAGGUACCCUCUAUGUAGGGGCCACCAACUUCCUGUUCCAGUUGAGCCCUGGGUUGCAGCUAGAAGCUGUGGUGUCCACGGGCCCUGUGAAUGACAGCCGGGAUUGCCUGCCACCUGUGAUACCUGAUGAAUGUCCCCAAGCCCAGCCUACUAACAACCCUAACCAGCUGCUCCUGGUGAGCCCAGAGGCUCUGGUGGUGUGUGGGAGCGUACACCAGGGCAUCUGUGAGCUACGGAGCCUGGGACAGAUCAGGCAAUUGCUGCUACGGCCAGAGCGACCUGGGGACACCCAGUAUGUGGCUGCAAAUGACCCUGCGGUCAGCACAGUGGGGCUGGUGGCCCAGGGAUUAGCAGGGGAACCCCUCCUGUUUGUGGGACGGGGAUAUACCAGCAGGGGCGUAGGUGGUGGAAUUCCUCCCAUUACAACCCGAGCCUUGCGACCACCGGACCCCCAAGCUGCUUUCUCUUACGAAGAAACAGCCAAGCUGGCAGUGGGCCGCCUCUCUGAGUACAGCCACCACUUCGUGAGUGCCUUCGUACGUGGGACCAGCGCAUACUUCCUGUUCUUGAGGCGAGACCUGAAGGCCCCUUCUCGAGCUUUCCGUGCCUACGUGUCCCGAGUGUGCCUUCAGGACCAGCAUUACUACUCUUAUGUGGAAUUGCCCUUGGCCUGCCAGGGUGGCCGCUAUGGUCUUAUCCAGGCUGCAGCUGUAGCCACAUCCAAGGAGGCGGCCCGUGGGGAAAUACUCUUCGCAGCUUUCUCCUCAGUAGCUCCUCCUACUGUGGAUUGGCCCCUGUCAGCAUCUACUGGGGCAUCUGGAACCUCUGUGCUCUGUGCCUUCCCCCUGGAUGAGGUAGACCAGCUUGCUAAUGAUACUCGAGAUGCCUGUUACACCCGGGAAGGCCGUGCUGAGAAUGGGACCAAGGUGGCUGACAUUGCCUAUGAUGUCCUUUCCGACUGUGCACAGCUACCAGUGGACACCCCGGAUGCUUUUCCAUGUGGCUCGGACCACACACCCAGUCCCAUGGUCAGCUGCGUCCCUUUGGAAGCCACACCAAUUCUGGAGCUGCCAGGGGUUCAGCUAACUGCUGUGGCAGUCACCAUGGAGGAUGGACAUACUAUUGCUUUCCUGGGUGACAGUCAAGGACAGUUGCAUAGGGUCUACUUAGGCCCUGGGAGAAGUGCUGCCCCAUAUUCCAAACAGAGCAUCCAGCCGGGGUCUGCCGUGAACAGAGAUCUUACCUUUGAUGGUACCUUUGAGCAUCUGUAUGUAGCAACUCAGACUACACUUGUGAAAGUUCCUGUGGCCCCUUGUGCUCAGCACCUGGAUUGCGACUCUUGCCUUGCUCACAGGGACCCUUAUUGCGGAUGGUGUGUGCUCCUGGGCAGGUGUAGUCGCCGGUCGGAGUGCUCAAGGGCCCAGGGCCCAGAGCAGUGGCUGUGGAGCUUCCAGUCGGAACUAGGCUGUCUUCGAGUGGUGGCCGUGAGCCCUGCCAACAUUAGUCGGGGAGAGAGGAGGGAGGUUUUCCUGUCGGUGCCAGGCCUGCCAUCUCUCUGGCCAGAGGAGUCAUAUUUCUGCUACUUUGGGGACCAACAGAGUCCUGCUCUACUGACCAGUUCUGGUGUGAUGUGUCCCUCCCCAGACCCUAGUGAGGCUCCAGUGCUGCAGAGAGGAGCCGACCAUAUCUCCGUGAAUGUGGAGCUCAGGUUUGGUGCUGUGGUGAUCGCCAACACCUCCCUCUCGUUCUAUGACUGCAUGGCGGUUACCGAGUUUUUCCCGUCUGCACCGUGCCGGGCCUGUGUGAGCAGCCGCUGGGGCUGUAACUGGUGUGUGUGGCAGCAGCUGUGUACGCACAAGGCCUCGUGUGACUCUGGGCCUAUGGUGGCAAGCCAACAGAGCCCACUUCUCCCCCUAAUCCCUCCUGCAAGGGACGUACUCACCCCUUUCCCACUCACAGUCCCCAGAGCCACAGCCACUCCAACUCCCAACACCUUCCCAGCAGAGCCUAGGGCUCCCUCCAUAGCCUCAGAUGUCCUACCCGGGGCCAAGCCUUCCCGGCUCAGCCUCUGGGGCCCAUGGGCAGGCCCUGGCCCCAUACUUUCCCCUACCUCCACAGAGUCACCUCUCCAUGAGAAGCCCCUCCCUCCUGAGCCCCCUACCACACCUGGAACCACUGUCCCUGCCCCCGCUGACCUGGGACCCUUGACCACGCCUGAGGACCUCUUGGCCUCCUACCCAUUCCCCUCAGAUGCAGCUGCAGUAUCCCCCACAGAGCCUGGCCCUGAGACUCUGCCUUCCAUGGUAGCUCUGGAUCAGCCCCCUGGCACUGCUCCAGCCACCCUUUUCCCAGGGGCCACUGGCUCCAUGAAGCCAGUUCUGGAUUGGCUCACCAAAGGAGGCGGCGAGCUGCUCGAGGCGGAGGAGUGGAUGGGGGGUGACACGCCCGCCUUCUCCACUUCCACACUCCUCUCAGGUGAUGGCGACUCAGCAGAGCACGAGGGCCCUUCUGCUCCCCUCAUCCUCCUGUCCAGCCUCGACUACCAGUACGACACCCCCGGGCUCUGGGAGCUGGGAGAGGUGAAUCAGAGGGUGAGCUCCUGCCCCUGUGUGGAGAACGUCCAAGGCUCCUUGCUGAUACCGGUCCACGUGAAGCGGGAAGUCCAGCUUCGAGGCAGGAACCUGUGGCUCUUCCAGGACGGCCCAAGGAGCAGUGAGUGUGUGCUGGUGCUGGAGGGCCUCGAGGUGGCAGUGGAGGCUCAGGUGGAGUGUGAGCCACCUCCAGACACAUGGUGCCACAUCAAGUGCCAGCAGCACCAGUUCAGCUAUGAAGCUUCAAAGCCAGAACUCCAAGUGGGACUGUUCCUGCGCUGGGCGGGUGGUCUGCGUGUGGACAGUGCCGAUGGGCUACAUGUGGUAUUGUAUGACUGCUCUGUGGGACAUGGGGACUGCAGCCGCUGCCAAACGGCCAUGCCUCAGUACGACUGUGUGUGGUGCGAGGGGGAGCACCCGCGCUGUGUAGCCCGAGAAGCCUGUAAUGAAGCCGAGACCGUGGCUACCCAGUGCCCUGCACCUCUAAUUCACUCGGUGGAGCCGCUGACUGGACCUAUAGACGGAGGCACCCGUGUCACCAUCAGGGGCUCCAACCUGGGCCAGCAUGUCCAGGACGUCCUGGGCAUGGUCAGAGUAGCAGGAGUGCCCUGUGCGGUCGAUGUUGGCGAGUACGACGUCUCCAGUAGUCUUGUGUGCAUCACUGGAAGCAGCGGGGAGGAGGUGACAGGCGCAGUGGCAGUGGAGGUACCUGGAAGAGGACACGGUGUCUCAGAGUUCAGCUUUGCCUAUCAGGACCCAAAAGUACUUUCCAUCUUCCCAGUCCAUGGCCCUAGAGCAGGAGGUACCCACCUCACCCUGCAUGGUUCUAAGCUCCUGACUGGACGGCUAGAGGACAUCCGUGUCGUGGUUGGAGACCAGCCUUGCCACUUGCUCCUGGAGCAGCAGUCUGAGCAGCUACACUGUGAGACCAGCCCAAACCCUGUGCCUGCCGAACUCCCAGUGAUGGUCUGGUUCGGAGCCACUGAACGGAGGCUUCAGCACAGCCAAUUCAAGUACACAGCAGACCCCAACAUCACCUCUGUGGGCCCCGCCAAGAGCUUCUUCAGUGGAGGACGAGAGAUAUGGGUCCGAGGCCAGAAUCUGGAUGUAGUACAGAUGCCAAGAAUCCGAGUGACUGUGAUCCCAAGAGUACCACAGCAUGGCCAGGGGCUUGGGCAGAAGCACCACGUGGUCCCUGAGAAAAUCGAAGAGCCAUGUCUCGUGAACUCCUCCCACCUCAUCAUGUGCCGCUCGCCUGCCCUCCCUGGCCCGCCCCAGGACCCUUGGGUCCAGGUGGAGUUUAUCCUUGACAACAUGGUCUUUGACUUUGCUACACUGAGCCCCACACCCUUCUCCUAUGAGGCUGAUCCCACCCUGCGUUCCCUCAACCCCGAGGAUCCCACCACGCCAUUCCGGCACAAGCCAGGGAGUGUGUUCUCUGUGGAGGGGGAGAAUCUGGACCUUGCCAUGUCUAAGGAAGAGGUGGUGGCCAUGAUCGGAGAUGGCCCCUGCGUGGUGAAGACACUGACCCGGCACCACCUGUACUGCGAGCCCCCUGUGGAGCAGCCCCUGCCACAUCACCAUGCCCUCCGUGAGGCCCCCGACGCUCUGCCGGAGUUCACGGUACAGAUGGGGAACCUGCGCUUCUCCCUGGGUCAUGUGCAGUACGAUGGCGAGAGCCCUGUGGCUUUUCCUGUGGCAGCCCAAGUGGGCUUGGGAGUGGGCGUGUCUCUCCUGGCUCUGGGGGUCAUCGUCAUUGUCCUCAUCUACAGGAGGAAGAGCAAGCAGGCCCUGAGGGACUAUAAAAAGGUGCAGAUCCAGCUGGAGAAUCUGGAGAGCAGUGUGCGGGACCGCUGUAAGAAGGAGUUUACAGACCUCAUGACGGAGAUGACUGAUCUCACCAGUGACCUCCUUGGCAGCGGCAUCCCCUUCCUUGACUACAAAGUGUAUGCUGAGAGGGUCUUCUUCCCUGGGCACCAGGAGUCACCCUUGCACAGGGACCUCGGUGUGCCUGACAGCAGGCGACCCACUGUGGAACAGGGGCUGGGGCAGCUCUCCAACCUGCUAAACAGCAAGCUCUUCCUUACCAAGUUCAUCCACACACUGGAGAGUCAGCGUACCUUCUCUGCUCGAGACCGUGCCUACGUGGCAUCUCUGCUCACUGUUGCCCUUCACGGGAAGCUUGAGUACUUCACGGACAUCCUCCGUACUCUGCUCAGUGACCUGGUAGCCCAGUGUGUAGCCAAGAACCCCAAGCUGAUGCUGCGCAGGACAGAGACUGUGGUGGAAAAGCUGCUCACCAACUGGAUGUCCAUCUGCCUCUACACCUUCGUGAGGGACUCUGUAGGAGAGCCCCUGUACAUGCUCUUCAGAGGGAUUAAACAUCAAGUGGACAAGGGUCCUGUGGACAGUGUGACUGGCAAAGCCAAAUACACUCUGAAUGACAACCGCCUGCUCAGAGAGGACGUGGAGUACCGUCCCCUGACCUUGAAUGCUCUCCUGGCUGUGGGGCCCGGAGCAGGAGAAGCCCAGAGUGUGCCAGUGAAAGUCCUGGACUGCGACACCAUCUCCCAGGCCAAGGAGAAGAUGCUAGACCAGCUUUAUAAGGGGGUGCCUCUCGCCCAGCGCCCCGACUCUCGCACCUUGGAUGUUGAAUGGCGGUCUGGAGUGGCUGGGCACCUUAUCCUUUCUGACGAGGAUGUCACUUCUGAACUUGAGGGUCUGUGGAGGCGUCUGAACACACUGCAGCAUUACAAGGUCCCAGAUGGAGCAACGGUGGCCCUUGUCCCCUGCCUCACCAAGCAUAUUCUUAGGGAAAACCAGGAUUAUGUCCCUGGAGAACGGACUCCGAUGCUGGAGGAUGUAGAUGAAGGGGGCAUCCGGCCCUGGCACCUGGUAAAGCCGAGUGAUGAACCAGAGCCUCCCAGGCCGAGGAGGGGCAGCCUUCGGGGUGGGGAGCGAGAGCGAGCCAAGGCUAUCCCUGAGAUCUACCUGACACGCCUGCUAUCCAUGAAGGGCACACUGCAGAAGUUUGUGGAUGACCUGUUCCAGGUGAUCCUCAGCACAAGCCGCCCCGUGCCUCUGGCUGUGAAGUACUUCUUUGACCUGCUGGAUGAACAAGCCCAGCAGCAUGGCAUCUCUGAUCAGGACACCAUCCACAUCUGGAAGACCAACAGCCUGCCUCUGAGGUUCUGGAUCAACAUCAUCAAGAACCCACAGUUUGUGUUCGAUGUGCAGACUUCGGAUAACAUGGACGCGGUGCUGCUGGUCAUCGCACAGACCUUCAUGGAUGCCUGCACCCUGGCCGACCACAAGCUGGGCCGGGAUUCUCCCAUCAACAAGCUUCUGUAUGCUCGAGAUAUUCCCCGUUACAAACAGAUGGUGGAAAGGUACUAUGCAGACAUCCGACAGACUGUCCCAGCCAGUGACCAAGAGAUGAACUCAGUCUUGGCAGAGCUGUCCCGGAACUGCUCUGCCGACCUUGGUGCUCGAGUAGCUCUGCAUGAACUCUACAAGUAUAUCAACAAGUACUAUGACCAGAUCAUCACUGCCCUGGAGGAGGAUGGCACUGCCCAGAAGAUGCAGCUGGGAUACCGGCUCCAGCAGAUCGCGGCUGCUGUGGAAAACAAGGUCACGGAUCUAUAGGGACCAGGGAGCCUUGGCCUGCUAUUGUCUCAGCUCCUCCUGGGCAGCCCUGGAAUCUCAAGGGAGAGGCCACCUUCGUAGAUGCCUGUAGUGACUGACAAGCAGAGGUUAAUGAAAGGUGGCUCCCAGUCUCCUGUGGUACCAGCUCACAGCCUCAGCCCCUUUGGACCUGCCUUAUAGGCCUGGGACCUAGUGGUUCAGUGGGUAGUGCCAGGCCUGCCCGAAGCCUGGUGACUCUCUGACCACUUCCUGGGUGACGCCAGCCUGCAGGAAGCUGGGGACUUAAGGUUUCCAGAGAAUGUCUAGUAGGCCCUCCAGGCCCCUGGGGAGACUGUACUGUUCUUGAGCACUGACCUAUGUCCCAUUGGGAAUCACAGAGGAAGGAAGAGAACCCGCCCACUUCCUGUCCUCUUCAUCCAUCCUCCUUGACCUUGAGUUUAGCUUCCUCUGUCCUUGUUCGCUGUUGCCAAUUCCAAGGCCUAAGAGAGAGAAAAAUGCCUUUCUAGGCUGCUGCUGCCUCAGCAGGAUUGGCGCCUCAGGACCACACUGUCUUCCAGGUGGCCUAUGGGGAGGGACAACUGCUUCAGGGGAGCCUUGGGGAGAGCAGUGGUCCAGUGAUGGCACAGCUCUUCAUUAAAGGAUAGCACAUGGUGCGGACUUACCAGCCCCUCUGCUAAGAUAUAACUAGCAGCUGUUGGGGGACAUGGGCCUCACGCUCUAAAGGGUCUCCUGACCCCCAUGAAAGGCCACAGUGAGAGCUUACAAGCUCUCUCCGGCUCCUAGGAAGGGCCUGCCAGAGGCAACACUUCCCAGAAAGGAGAACUUGAAGCACAAUAUGGCUCAGGGAGAGUUGGGGCCUGAUGUGGGGUUCUGUCCUCCAUUUUUAAGAGGUCCACCUUGCUUGUAGGUUGUGGUAACUUCUCCAUUCAUGUUCCAUGAAUUUUGAAAGGAAUUGAGGAAGCAUGGUGUUAUUAAAGGUGACUCCAGGCAGCAUGGCUUUCACGGGUCCAUGACUCACCCUGUUUCUGGAUUCCAGUUUCCAUAUUGCUGUCCACGUUGAGGAACCUAUGCCAGGGGCUCAGAGCCAUUCCACCUGCCUGUGUAGUGGUCACCUUGUGGUAUUUUCCUAUCUGAAGCUGUAGAUGAGCUUCAAGAACGUGGUUCCGUAGUGCCCUUGGCUGCUGGGUGAGAAGAGCUGGAGGUUGAGAAUGCUGUUGGCUUCCCCAGGCAAGGGUCAGGUAUCCUCAGAGAGCUCCCCCUUGGCUCGUGUGUAUAGCCAGUACCCUGGCUUCCCUGAGGGUUUGAAGAGAUAGGCUGAUACACUUCCAAGAGUCCUUUCUUGCUGUCUUUUAGAAUCUUUGUCUUCAAGAUAGCAGGAGCCAAGAUGUUGGUUUUCAUGCCAGGGGUAAUCACAGCUGCUAUUUCUGUCAGAUCCUGUCUUGCCCAUGCCUGCCAGAUGUGGGGAACCACAAUCACAGACGGUCAGCAGUGAGGCCCUCAUUUGGGAGCAUGUGAACUUUAGUACUAAUGAUAGUUGUCCUAGUUCAGAUUUUACCCUCACUCAGAAUGUUUUUGGCUCUCCCAGUGGCUGCUCUGACCAACUAUGGUGUUGACAGUCUUAGAGAACAGGGCUGACAGGGGGAAUGUGGUCUUGGCUAGACUUCAGACAGGUACAGGGAGGGAGGCACCUUAAGUCAACAUGGCAGGGAUGGUGACAGACACACCUCUGCUCUAGGCUUGGGCUUCUGCAGUCUUUAGGAGUCCUGUGAGGAGGUGAGGCUUUCUGCGUGCUUGGGCGUGUGCUCAUGGGAUGGGCGAGUAGAGAACGCUCUGAGUCACUCAUGUCUCACCUCACAGAACAUUGUGAUAGAAGAUGUCAUGAAAAUAAAAACGUUACCAUGUAA